AAGAACGAAUGUGCAGAGGAAAAAAGACCAUUGCUAAGCUAAAGUCGGGCUCAGUCUGUUCUUACUGAUAAAGACCAUAAAACAACAGAAUUAAUUAAACAUGAACUACUGAAGCUAAGUUCUUCUACCUUCUUCGGAUAAAGAGGCUACUUUUUUCCUCCCAGGGACAGAAACGGAGGAACAGACAGGGAUCCGCUCAGUUCAGUGAUCCACAACAAAACUUGUGCCAAGUCUCCGUGUUGCUGUAUGCAAGAUUGAGUCCAGGUUCUUCUGAGUGGGCUGUGAAGACCAGAGGAUCCAGAAACACCACCGGGAUUUGCCACAAAAUGAUUUCUUUUAUCAAGCAAGAUGUUCAUGCACAUCACUCUAUCUCCAACAAAACAGAAGUGACUGUUCUGGACCAGAGGGAAGCAGAAACUCUCAAAACUAGAGAAGAUGAUCUAUCUAAACUUGCUCAAGUAAAAGAAGAAGAGCAUGAAUCAGAUCAUCUGCAGAAUGCAAAGAAAGAUGACUACAUAGUUCUAAAGCAAGAGGCAGAUACCUUAAUGGGAACUGUGUGUAGAUUUCUUGAAAUAAAAGAGGAACCAGAAGAAAUAGAAUUGAAUCAAAUAGAGGGAAAUAACAGUGAAUUAGAAUCUCAGCAGAUGGUAAAGAUUGAGGCUGAGGGUGUUGGUCAGAAUGAAAACUGGGAUGUUCUGAGGCAGGAGACAGAAACUUUAAGAGAAACAGUUUCUGGCUCUCCUGAAAUAAAAAUGGAACUAGAGGACCCUGACCUGAAACAAAUAAAGUUAGAUGUUAGUUCGGAUAUUGCACAAGGUGUACUAGCUUGUUAUUUUUUUAUCAACCAUAAAGGGAUCUGUGUUUUGGACAACAAGGAAAUUGAAUCUCUGCAAAACAAAGAUGAACCAGAAGAUGAUGAAUAUUAUCCUAACUCAGAAUCUCAGCAACCAGUAAAGAGUGAGGUUGAAAACCAGGAUGCACUGAAGCAAGAGACCGAAACCUUAAUAGGAACAGAUUCUUAUGAUGAAACAGACCACCAGCCAUCUGAACUAAGUGAAAAACAAAUUCCCCUCCAGAACUUUACUGAAAAGGAACAUCAACAAGGAUCCAGCAGAGAUAAACAGCAGCUAACGAAAGGUCAGAAAACCAGACGUAAAAGUGAUAAAACAGACAAAAACACAAAGGAGAACAUUGUUUUCAAAGAGAAAAAAUCGAAACUGUGUGAGUUGUGUAGUUUAAAAUGUGAAAAAUCUUUCAAUCAAAAAGAUAAUUUGAAUAUGAUCCCUUCUGCAGAAGAAAAACCCCAUCCAUGUGUAAAAUGUGGAAAAAGUUUCAGUGUAAAAUACAGCCCAAAUACCUACAUGAAAGCUCAUACAGCUGAGAAGCCUUUCUUAUGUGUAACCUGUGGCAAAGGGUUUACUAGAAAAACAGUGUUAAAUGUUCAUAUUAGAUCUCAUACAGGAGAGAAGCCUUUCUCGUGUAAUAUAUGUGAAAAAGCGUUCUCUGGAAGAAAUAAAUUGAAAAUUCACAUGAGAAUUCAUACAGGUGAGAAGCCUUACUCGUGUAUUACAUGUGGAAAAGGUUUCCGUAAAAAAUAUCAUUUGACUACACACAUAAGAUCUCAUACAGGAGAGAAGCCUUUCUCAUGUAUUAUCUGUGGAAGAGGUUUCUCUGAAAAAAAAAAAGUGAAAAUCCACAUGAGAAUUCACACAGGUGAGAAGCCUUUUUCAUGUCAAACCUGUGGUGAAGUGUUCCGUUUUAAAACUUCUUUAAAUAUCCAUAUCGCAUCUCAUACUGGAGAGAAGCCUUUUUCAUGCACUAUUUGUAAAAGAGGUUUCAGUAAAAAGGAUUAUCUGACUACACACAUGAGAACUCAUACAGGUGAGAAGCCUUACUCAUGUCAAACCUGUGGAAGAAAAUUUCGUCGGAAAUAUGAUUUAGAUAGCCAUAUCCGAGCUCAUACAGGAGAGAAGCCGUUUUCAUGUAAAACCUGUGGGAAAGGGUUUAAGAGAAAAAGUGGUUUAAAUGUUCAUAUGGGAAUUCAUACAGGAGAGAAGCCUUUCUCAUGUGUUACCUGUGGCAAACAGUUUCGUCUUAGAAGUUUUUUAGAUAUGCAUAUUAGAUCGCAUACAGGAGAGAAGCCUUUCUCAUGUGAAACAUGUGGAAAAGGUUUCAGUAAAAAAGAUCAUUUGACUAGACACAUAACAAUUCAUACGGGUGAGAUGCCUUUUUCUUGUGUAACCUGUGGAAAAAAGUUCCGUAUAAAGACGUCUUUAAAUAGCCAUAUCUUAACUCAUAAAGGAGAGAAGCCUUUUUUAUGUAUUUUAUGUGGAAGAGGUUUCUUUGAAAAAAAAAGUUUGAAUAUUCACAUGAAAAUUCAUACAGGUGAGAAGCCUUACUCAUGUCAAAUCUGUGAAAAAAAGUUCAGUCAAAAAAGUAUUUUGAAUGUCCAUAUCAGAUCUCAUACAGGAGAGAAGCCUUUCUCAUGUAAUAUAUGUAAACGACCUUUCAGUGAAAAAAGAUUAUUGAACUGUCACAUGAGAAUUCAUUUGCAAGAGAAGCCUUUCUCUUGUAUAGAAUGUGGGAAAGGUUUUACUCGCAAAUAUAAAAUGGAAUGCCACAUGAGAAGUCACACAAAAUAGAAAGUAAUUUUUUUAUAUAAUCACAUUGUUUGUGGAAGGCAUAAUCUUUUUGAUUUUAAUCCAAGUAACAGUUGUAAUCAAUAUUAUGGAUAAAAGACAAAAAAUGAGAAACAUUGAAUAGGGAAAUUGAAUAAUAAAUGUGAAUGGGGUGGGAAGAGUAACAAUAAACAGUAUGUUUUAUAUUAGAAUAGCAUAGAAAAUUCCUUUGUCCCACAAUGGGGAAAUUUUGGUGUUACACCAAAAGGUUAUAGUAAAAGUGGUCACCAAAUGUUCACAUUAGAAAAGUGUAUAUAUAUAUAUAUAACAGAUAGGAAAAUAAAGCAAAUAUAGUAUUGUAUUGUACAGUGCUUUCUACAAUAUUGUCCAAAAUAAUCAAGACAGACAACACACAUGCAUCCAAACAAAGAAAAAAACAGAAAUAAAAAAACAUAAGUUGAGCAGCUACAAUAAUCCAUUCAUAUGUUCAUUAACAUAAAGCCUGUUAGCUUAACAUGCUCUCAAAGCUACUAAAAGGGGCUACAAUCAAACUGUUGGCAAAAUAUUUGAGUUAAUAAAAAAAAACUUUAUAAACUUAUUACAACCCUUUACAUGAGCCAUGCAAAAAAAUUUCAACCACAUAAUUAGGCUACAUUACUCAGCAAUACAGCAUUCAAAACAAACUGGAAGCUGCUCAGAGCCCAGAUUACAAAUGCAUCCACAGCACACUGUGGGGGCAGGAUAGGGAGGAGCAGGAGCAAGUUACCAAGACUUAAAAAAUCUCAGCCUUCAUAAUUGAGCAAAUUGUAUUUUCUGUCACACGAUACACAUAAUGCUAUGUUUUCAAGUGAGAAAGUACACCUCAAAAUAUUGUCUGUCAUUAUAUUCAUAUACUCUUCGAUGCUCAUUAUACUAUGAGGCCAUAAAUUUGCAGACAACACAUGUCAUGUCAAAGGCACUUUACAAAGACAAUUCACUAAAUUAACUGCCUUUGGAUAAUCAUUAAGUCAGACUGAAAUAUUGUUGCUACUCUUCCUCACCUAGAAUUUCUGGGUAUUUGAAAAUUUACAUAUCUAAAGGGAGAUUGUCUCAUUAAUGCUCACAUAAUCCUCUUGCUGCAGCCAAAUUUCUGUAAGGCAAAAUAAAUCAACGUGAUUAUUACAAUUCAAGUCAUUAACUAACAGACCUUUUGAAGAAAGGGAUUUUCUGUUAAAUAAACCAUAUUAAAUCAAUGUAACUUUUUCCCCAAUGGGGAGUUAUUUUAGUUUUAAUUACAUUAUCAUGAUUUACUCCUUUGGGAUUCUUUUUUAAUUUCUUUGAUUUUGGCCGUGGGCAAAACACUGUCUGGAUGGACUAAUGUGUGGGUAACAGUAGAGAAGCUACAGAGAGUUGUGUUAAACUAUGACUCUGCUUCCUGGUCUGCACCUUAAGCUGUCAGGGUGUUUGUUAAUGACUUAGGAAUUGUUGUAAAUUAUGAUACAUGUUUAUGCUUAAUCAGAGUUUCAACAGAUUGUAUUGGAAUUAUUGAUAAUAAAUAAUUAAAGGACAAAUUUCCCUGUAUUGAAAAAGUGACAACUAUUAAAAUGCAUUAACAGUU
Messenger RNA from Cyprinodon tularosa, 4215 nucleotides. RefSeq names its product zinc finger protein 260-like. NCBI's taxonomy places the organism in Eukaryota, Metazoa, Chordata, Actinopteri, Cyprinodontiformes, Cyprinodontidae. The record is from RefSeq and is a predicted model, not a curated record. Gene Ontology annotation, biological process: central nervous system development; regulation of transcription by RNA polymerase II. The coding region runs from base 327 to 2642 and encodes 771 amino acids. Gene Ontology annotation, cellular component: nucleus. Gene Ontology annotation, molecular function: DNA-binding transcription factor activity, RNA polymerase II-specific; RNA polymerase II cis-regulatory region sequence-specific DNA binding. The transcript is spliced from 3 exons.